AUGAAGUACACAGGAGUGCAGCUCACCCCCUACACCCUAGGUAAGACUUUGCAUGGUGUCAUUAUUAUUUUAGAGGAAUAGUUUAGAUAUCUUAAGAGGGUGUCAGCUAGGCUGGUAUGCAGGAGGUCAGGUAUGCUGCUGGAUCUAGGCUGCCAGAGAGUCCCUGGCCUGCAGCAGGUGUUAUAUGGUUGUUGUUGCAAAGCUGCAGACACUAAACAGCAGAGCAGGUAGAAUACCGCUCUGUGCCAGAAACAACUUUGUCUUGAGGAGGGCGGAGGGGAAGGAGGAUGGGGAAGCAGGGUUGGGUAGGUUACUUUCUAAAUGUAAUCCAUUAUAGUUACUAGUUACCUGUCCAUAAUUGAUAUCAAUAAUUACCCAAACUCAGUUACGUAAUCUGAUUACUUUCUGUUACUUGUGGAUUACUUUCCCCUUAAGAGGCAUUAGAAGAAGACAAAAAGGAUCCAUCAAACGCAUUUGGUGUGUCAUCAUAGUGGUCUCUGACUUGUGGUUAGACUCGCUCAGGUGGAACAAACAUAAAACUUGCGCCUUUUUCCAAUGCUGAAUUGAAUGUCAUAAUGUAUUUUUUCGCAAACAUACUUCCUGAAUUGAAAAGUAAUUCAAGAAGUUAGCAUCUAGUUUUUCAAAAGUAUCUGUAAUCUGAUUACAAUAUUUUAGCUGGUGACGUAACUGAUUAAAGUUAGUUUUUUUGAAAUUAGAUUACAUUUAACUGAUUACAUUAAAUCAGUUACUCCCCAACCCUGUGGGGAAGUGAGGAGGAGGAAAGGGGAAGGAAGAGAGUGGGAGAGUAGGGCGUAGGAGAGGAAGAGAAGGGGAGAGUAGGGUGGAGAAAGAGAGGUAUUUAAACUAUCUUCGGUGUGUCACUGUGGGGCAACUGUGUCUUGUGUUCUAACUCUCUUGUUGGUGAUGAUUACAUAGUUUUAAGUUGAAGAAUGUUGUUAUCAGUAAAUCAGAGUGUUCCUCCUGUCUGACUCAGUGAACAGGCCAGUACAACCGCUCAGACUCUCGCUUCACAGCGUUACACUACAACAAAACAAUAACCUACACACUGUAGUUUUCACUGCUUUAGCAUUCUUAAUAUUGAAUAGGUUUGGGCGGUAUCCAGAUUUUCAUACCUUCAUACCGUUCCUGUGCCAUACCGGGGUAUACAGUAUUAUAGGCAGUGCACACAAGGGGCUCUAUUUCUUUCCAGGAGGGGAUUGAUUGUCUCUACUGUGACCAAGAAGCUUGAUCUUGCAAGCUACCCACUUUGCUAGCAAGUUAAGCAAACCAAAUGCAUAGCUGGAGUCCUGUUGCCAUAAGGGCGCAAGGUAGCCUAGCGGUUAAGAGCAUUGCGCCAGUAGCCGAAAGGUCGCUUGUUUGAAUCCCUGGGUGAAAGAUGUGUCCUUGAGCAAGGCACUUAACCCUAAAUUGCUCCUGUAAGUAACUCUGGAUAAUAGUGUCUGCUAAAAUGUAAGGUUAGGAGUAUGGUUAGGUUUAAAAUCACAUUUUAAGAGGAUAAAUUGUAGAAAUAGCCGGGGUUUAUGACUGGCUGUGGUAACUAUUGACGACCCUGGAAGCCUGCGCCGGAGAUAAUUUAAUUGGCACAUCUUAGAUAGUUAACUUAUAGUUUUAAGCAGUGGCAUAGCACACACACCCCGAGCUUCAUACUGUCGGUAUUUCAAAAUACCCCGGUAUACGGUAUACAGUUGAAGUCGGAAGUUUACAUACACUUAGGUUGGAGUCAUUAAAACUCGUUUUUCAACCACUCCACAAAUGUCUUGUUAACAAACUAUAGUUUUGGCAAGUCGGUUAGGACAUUUACUAUGUGCAUGACACAUAUAAUUUUUCCAACAAUUGUUUACAGACAGAUUAUUUCACUUUAAAUUCACUGUAUCACAAUUCCAGUGGGUCAGAAGUUUACAUACACAAAGUUGACUGUGACUUUAAACAGCUUGGAAAAUUCAAAAAAAUUAUGUCAUGGCUUUAGAAGCUUCUGAUAGGCUAAUUGACAUCAUUUGAGUCAAUUGGAGGUGUACCUGUGGAUGUAUUUCAAGGCCUACCUUCAAACUCAGUACCUCUUUGCUUGACAUCAUGGGAAAAUCAAAAGAAAUCAGCCAAGACCUCAGAAAAAAAAUGGUAGACCUCCACAAGUCUGGUUCAUCCUUGGGAGCAAUUUCCAAAUGCCUGAAGAUACCAUGCUCAUCUGUAUAAACAAUAGUACGCAAGUAUAAACACCAUGGGACCACGCAGCCGUCAUACGCUCAGGAAGGAGAUGCGUUCUGUCUCCUAGAGAUGAACGUACUUUGGUGCGAAAAGUGCAAAUCAAUCCCAGAACAACAGCAAAGGACCUUGUGAAGAUGCUGGUGGAAACAGGUACAAAAGUAUCUAUCUCCACAGUAAAACGAGUCCUAUAUUGACAUAACCUGAAAGGCCGCUCAGCAAGGAAGAAGCCACUGCUCCAAAACCGCCAUAAAAAAGCCAGACUACGGUUUGCAACUGCACAUGGGGACAAAGAUCGUACUUUUUGGAGAAAUGUCCUCUGGUCUGAUGAAACAAAAAUAGAACUGUUUGGCCAUAAUGACCAUCGUUAUGUUUGGAGGAAAAAGGGGUUUGCUUGCAAGCCGAAGAACACCAUCCCAACCGUGAAGCACGGGGUUGGCAGCAUCAUGCUGUGGGGGUGCUUUGCUGCAGGAGGGACUGGUGCACUUCACAAAAUAGAUUGCAUCAUGAGGAAGGAAAAUUAUGUGGAUAUAUUGAAGCAACAUCUCAAGACAUCAGUCAGGAAGUUAAAGCUUGGUCGCAAAUGGGUCUUCCAAAUGGACAAUGACCCCAAGCAUACUUCCAAAGUUGUGGCAAAAUGGCUUAAGGACAACAAAGUCAAGGUAUUGGAGUGGCCAUCACAAAGCCCUGACCUCAAUCCUAUAGAAAAUGUGUGGGCAGAACUGAAAAAGUGUCUGCGAGCAAGGAGGCCUACAAACCUGACUCAGUUACACCAGCUCUGUCAGGAGGAAUGGACAAAAAUUCACCCAACUUAUUGUGGGAAACUUGUGGAAGGCUACCCGAAACGUUUGACCCAAGUUAAACAAUUUAAAGGCAAUGCUACCAAAUACUAUUUGAGUGUAUGUAAACUUCUGACCCACUGGGAAUGUGAUGAAAUAAAUAAAAGCUUAAAUAAAUAAUUAUCUCUACUAUUAUUCUGACAUUUCACAUUCUUAAAAUAAAGUGGUGAUCCUAACUGACCUAAAACAGGGAAUUUUUACUAGGAUUAAAUGUCAGGAAUUGUGAAAAACAGAGUUUAAAUGUAUUUGGCUAAGGUAUAUGUAAACGUCCGACUUCAACUGUAUAUGGUAUACAUGCCCAAGCCUAAUAUUCAACAUGUCUCUCUCCCUCUUUAGGGCAGGCGUUUCCUGUGUUGGAGGGGAUAGCAGGGGACGUGAUACCAGACCUGUUGGUGGCGCCCCCUCCUCUCCUGAGGAGGCACCUCCCGGAGGCCUCCACCCUGCGACCCCUGCAAGAGAAACCCCUCCGACUCCCCUCCAUGGACCUGACCGCCCAUGGUACAUCCUACCCACUUCUCCUCACACUGGACAUGUUCUGUCACUAAAGUGGUCCACAGCAGUGUGUUCACAAACCACAUUACAUUGCACAUAGACAAACAUAUCUCACACACACACUAAUAAACUGGGAAACUAAAAGAGAAAGGAUAGAGUAGUGUUAUCAGUGUGUGGUUCUUCAUGUUGGGUAACUAUCGGUCUUUCUUCUCAGCUGUGGAGAUUCCUGCUCCUCUAGAGUUCUCCGUAGCCGAUCCUGCUCUUGACGUUCCCGAGUUUGAGGACGGAGGGUCGGAGCUUCUGAAAUUGGAAGCCCUAGAAAUGCAGCCUACAGACUUGGUGGAGUUAGGGAGGUCAGAGUGGGGGAACGGGGAAUAUGGUGACCCUGAGUUAGUCCCGCUAGAUGUAGACAACAUUCCAGAGACAGUGCUUCUAAAGCAGGAGAUUCUGGAAGAGGGGGAGGGGGUUCCAGAAUUUGAGGACCACAGAGUUCCAGAGUUUGGAGUUGAAUUCAGAGAGUUUCCAGAAACUGUCCCUGCCUCCCCUUCCAGCCAGGACCCCCAGCCAGCGGCAGGGUAACACAACCAGCUAACUCUUUCUCUCUCUCAAACUUACCUAAUUCUUACCUUAAAAAUAACAUAUCCAGCUCCUGUUCUCCACUAGAAUAUUGUUCUAUGUCAUGUUCUUGUCCCUGACUGACCGUUCCCCACCCCCACCCCUCCAGAGCCCAGGCAGAGGACGGCACCUAUGAGAGCUGUGACAAUGCCAAUGAGCACAUGCCCUCAGCCAAACAGAAGGUCAAGGGUCAAUCCACCAAGAAAAAGAAGGAACCAAAGAGUAAGACACAGGCACCUUACAGUAAGUUCUCACUCAGAUACCAUCCACCAGCAUGAAAGUUUCCAGCUGUGGGUGUGAGUGUGUGAGAUGAGGUCAGUGGUUGAGUGUGUGUGUACUGUGUGUAAUGUUAUGCAGGCCAGUGUCUAGGCAGUGAGGUUUAUGUGUGUUUACCUCUUUUCUCCUAUCGACCCUAGACAGACUGGAAUUGCUAUCGCACUCAUGAUUGUAUCUUAUCUAGCCAUAACUGCCACCAAUAAGAUUAACUAACAUAAAAUAUGUCAUGUUUUCUUAACUAUUUAUCUUCCUUUUAUCUUUUCACAGACCCAUAUGCUGAGACUCAGUCUCCGGUAAGGAAGAUUCUGGGUCUUUUGAUUGGUUGAUAGCUCAGUAUUUGAAAAUAUUUGACCCAGGUCUGUUACACACAGUAAAAGCUGCUCUAUCUGUCAGACACUUCUCUGCAUCUAUCCUGUGGGAAUCUAAUCACCCAUUAAAGAUCUUAUCAGACAUGUCCCUCAUCUUCCUAUUGUUUACAGACUGAAGGAACACCCAAGACUGGCUGGUCUUUUAAGAAGCCUGCUCUGGAAACCCCAGAGGAGAAAGCACUGAAGAAGAAAGAAAAACAACAUCUGGAGAAGGAGAAGAAAGAGCAGAAAGAGAGAGCGAGGAAGGAGCAGAAAGAGAGAGCGAGGAAGGAGCAGAAAGAGAGAGAGAAGAAAGAAAAUGAGAUGAAGAAGUUUAAGGUAAGAAAUCCUGAGAGGAGAGAAGAGGAAUAGUAUUCUCGGCAGUAGAAACCAGUGCGAUUUCAUUCCUUCAAGAUGGAAGAUUAACUGAACAACAUGGUUACAUGGUAAUAACUUCACCUAUCACAGAGAGAUGUAUUCUGAUUUGAGAUCCACAUGGUUGACUUUCAUUUUUGAGCAAAUCUCCCAAUGACGUCAAUGAAUGAUUUUCGCAGAAGUCACAGUUGGAUCUCAAGUCUCAAUACUAACGAUGAGAGAGGGGGUGGGACUUAUAGGAAAUGUCAUAUAACCCUAACCCAAGUGUUGCUAGUACAAACACUGCACACUACACUACUACACUCAAUAAUACACAGAUUAAUACACAGGGUAAUAUCAACAAUAGCAGCCCCUCUAGCAACUGAUGUCAUUAAUGUAAAGCCCAGCUGCAAAGAAAGACUCAAACUGGACAGUUUUAUCUCGAUCUCUUCAUUCAAAGACUCAAUCAUGGACACUCUUACUGACAGUUGUGGCUGCUUCGCGUGAUGUAUUGUUGUCUCUACCUUCUUGCCAUUGUUCUGUUGUCUGUGCCCAAUAAUGUUUGUACCAUGUUUUGUGCUGCUACCAUGUUGUGUUGCUGCCAUGUUGUGUUGCUACCAUGUUGCUACCAUGUUGCUGUCAUGUGGUGUUGCUACCAUGCUGUGUUGUCAUGUGUUGCUGCCAUGCUAUGUUGUUGUGUUAGGUCUCUUUAUGUAGUGUUGUGGUGUCUCUCGUCGUGAUGUGUGUUUUGUCCUAUAUUUUUAUUUUUAAUCCCAGCCCCCGUCCCCGCAGGAGGCCUUUUGCCUUUGGUAGGCCGUCAUUGUAAAUAAGAAUUUGUUCUUAACUGACUUGCCUAGUUAAAUGAAGGUAAAAAAAAAAAAAAAAAGAUUUACAUUGCAUUCAUCGCACUCCACUACAGUAAAUACAUAAUGGACUGCUGAGAUUAUAUUUUCACUGUGUGUGCAUGUCUUUGUGCGUGUGCAGAUAACAGGUCAGGAGGAGGCUAUAUAUCAGGCUACGGUGACGGUAGCAUCUAAAGGACGUAAGAACGACCUGGCUGUGAAGAAUCGGGACAUCGUCAGCAUCAUACGGACCACAAACUGCCCCAAAGGAAAAUGGCUAGCCAGGGACAGCACUAAUACAUGUAAGUUACACACCUACCUAACUCCUGACCUCUACACAAAUACAGGUGGGCAUAACAUUAGUCAAAGUAAUAGUUCAAAAUCUACAGUAGUUGUUUGAAUGUGGGAUCGCAGACAGGUUGUGUUGUUGUGUUGUGUUGUCAUUACUUGAAGACCUACUGUAUGUGAAAACUGUCUUGCAGAUGGGUACAACAUGAGUAAUAUGUGUUUACAAACUAUCUGUGUGUAUAGAUGGGUGCAUCUUAGUUAUAGCAGGUGUAAUCAGUGUUAUAUAUAUGUGUGAUAUAGAUGGGUACAUCUCAGUGAGCCAGGUGGAGCUGGACAUUAAGGAGAUGUUGGAGCUGGGGAAGAAGGCUUCUCAUGCCAUCAGCCAUAAGGACAGCAGUACUCUGGUAGAACAGGGAGGAGAGGUGGCCAGUAUGGGCAGCAGGACGUCCAAUCACUACCCACUACAGGAAGAUACAGGCAGCUGUAAGUACUUCACUGUUCAGUCAUUCAUGUGCACGUGCACAUAUCAUAUUGUGGAUCCAAAUGAACUAGUAGCCCUUUCCUGAAGUCAAUGACCAAAAGCGCUCUCUUUGGCCUCAUGGGUGGAAUGUUAUUAAUAUUUUUCAUAAUUAAUAUAGAUUAUUUCAAAGAACCCGACAAAUAUCUAUGUUAAACAGUUUUGUUAAAUGAUUCUGUGUUCUGUGAUGUACAGUGCCUUCGGAAAGUAUUCAGACCCCUUAUUCUAAAAUUGAUUACAUAAUACCCCAUAAUGACGAAGCGAAAACAGUUUUUUAGAAAUUCUAGCAAAUUUAUAAAAAAUAAAAAAACAGAAAUACCUUAUUUACAUAAGUAUUCAGACCCUUUGCUAUGAGAUUCGAAAUUGAGCUCAGUUGCAUCAUGUGUCCAUUGAUCAUCCUUGAGAUGUUUCUACAACUUGACUGGAGUCCACCUGUGGUAAAUUCAAUUGAUUGGACAUGAUUUGGAAAGGCACACACCUGUCCAUAUAAGGUCUCACAGUUGAAAGCGCAUGUCAGAGCAAAAACCAAGCCAUGAGGUCGAAGGAAUUGUCCAUAGAGCUCCGAGACAGGAUUGUGUCGAGGCACAGAUCUGGGGAAGGGUACCAAAACAUUUCUGCAGCUUUGAAGGUCCACAAGAACACAGUGGCCUCCAUCAUUCUUAAAUGGAAGAAGUUUGGAACCUCCAAGACUCUUCCUAGAGCUGGCCGCCCAGCCAGGGAGAAGGGCCUUGGUCAGGGAGGUGACCAAGAACCCGAUGGUCACUCUGCCAGAGCUCCAGAAUUCCUCUGUGGAGAUGGGAGACAUUUCCAGAAGGACAACCAUCUCUGCAGCACUCCACCAAUCAGGCCUUUAUGGUAGAGUCGGCCAGACGGAAGCCACUCCUCAGUAAAAGGAACAUGACAGCCCGCUUGGAGUUUGCCAAAAGGCACCUAAAGACUCAGACCAUGAGAAACAAAAUUCUCUGGUCUGAUGAAAUCAAGAUUUGGCCUGAAUGCCAAGCGUCACGUCUGGAGAAAACUUGGCACCAUCCCUAAGGUGAAGCAUGGUGGUGGCAGCGUCAUGCUGUGGGGAUGUUUUUCAGCGGCAAGAACUGGGAGACUAGUCAGGAUCGAGGGAAAGAUGAACGGAGCAAAGUACAGAGAUCCUUGAUGAAAACCUGCUCCAGAGCGCUCAGGACCUCAGACUGGGGCGAAGGUUCACCUUCCAACAGGACAACAACCCUAAGCACACAGCCAAGACAACACAGGAGUGGCUUUGGGACAGGUCUCUGAAUGUCCUUGAGUUUCCCAGCCAGAGCCCGGACUUGAACCCGAUCGAACAUCUCUGGAGAGACCUGAAAAUAGCUGUGCAGCGACGCUCCCCAUCAACAUGACAGAGCUUGAGAGGCUCUGCAGAGAAGAAUGGGAGAAACUCCCCCAAUACAGGUGUCAAGGUUGUAAUUGCUGCCAAAGUUGCUUCAACAAAGUACUGAGUAAAGGGUCUGAAUACUUAUGUAAAUGUAAUAUUUCCGUUUUUUUAUUUGUAAUAAAUUUGCAAAAAUUUCAAAAACUGUUUUUGCUUUGUCAUUAUGGGGUAUUGCAUGUAGGGAAAAAAACUAUUUAAUCAAUUUUAGAAUAAGGCUGUAACGUAACAAAAUGUCGAAAAAGUAAAGGGGUCUGAAUACUUUCCCAAUGCACUGUAUUGGGAUGCAAACUCAAAAUUAAAAAAAAUGUCAACUCUAUAUCUGACAUGGUACAGGCGUCUUCUUUUUUUCAAAAACAACCAUGUGUGUGAGGUGUAUACUUUUGUUUCAAAGUAGAUUUGUUUAAGACUACCAAGAAACACUCUUGUGUGGCCCUGAUUUAGCCCACUGCAGUAAAAGGUAAAACUCUGUGUGUGUGUGUGUGUGUGUUCUCCCCCCAGUCACAGACGAAAGUGAGGAGUGGAUGUGUGAUGAUGAUGAAGCGCUCUCCUCCCCCAUUGAGGAAGAUCCUACAGAGAGGUAAGUACACACCGCAACAUUAACUAUUUGAACAGGCACGUUUAGAUAUGGGGACUAUUCACCAUUGGGACUGUUCAACAGGGGCCCGAUCCCGAUUUAGGAAUUGAUGUGUCUUUCCUACGCACGCCUUUCCUACGCACUUCUCAGUAUUUGGUAUUCAGACUUACUUUUUUCAGUCACAUAACACACUCUGCAGGUGUGGCUACCUUGCUCGCUCUGAAUACAUUACAUUCAACCGCUGAAAACCCUCCCACUUGCUGGCCAACAGAUUUUCUCAUGGAGUUUUCAUUCAAUAGGGUUUUCAGUACAUUGAUCUUAAGCCAUCCCUUUAAACAGUGUACCUUUUUAAUUACAAUUUUGUCGACAGACAAUGAAAUACAUGGAGAGAACGGUUUCAGAUUAUGGAGAUCAAUGAAAGAAUGCCAUCUAUACAUAUUUGUCUCAGUUUCAGCACCAACUGGUGGAUUUAAAAAUACUCUGAUCUUUUAGAUUAUUUAGACACAUUUUAAGGUUAGGAAAGUAUGUAUGAAUAAAAAAAUAACAGUUUGGAGAGCCUUUACGCACUAAAUACACUGCUCAAAAAAAUAAAGGGAACACUAAAAUAACACAUCCUAGAUCUGAAUGAAUGAAAUAAUGUGCUGACAACAAAAUCACACAAAAAUUAUCAAUGGAAGUCAAAUGUAUCAACCCAUGGAGGUCUGGAUUUGGAGUCACCCUCAAAAUUAAAGUGGAAAACCACAUUACAGGCUGAUCCAACUUUGAUGUAAUGUCCUUAAAACAAGUCAAAAUGAGGCUCAGUAGUGUGUGUGGCCUCCACGUGCCUGUAUGACCUCCCUAUAACGCCUGGGCAUGCUCCUGAUGAGGUGGCGGAUGGUCUCCUAAGGGAUCUCCUCCCAGACCUGGACUAAAGCAUCCGCCAACUCCUGGACAGUCUGUGGUGCAACGUGGCGUUGGUGGAUGGAGCGAGACAUGAUGUCCCAGAUGUGCUCAAUUGGAUUCAGGUCUGGGGAACGGGCGGGCCAGUCCAUAGCAUCAAUGCCUUCCUCUUGCAGGAACUGCUGACACACUCCAGCCACAUGAGGUCUAGCAUUGUCUUGCAUUAGGAGGAACCCAGGGCCAACCGCACCAGCAUAUGGUCUCACAAGGGGUCUGAGGAUCUCAUCUCGGUACCUAAUGGCAGUCAGGCUACCUCUGGCGAGCACAUGGAGGGCUGUGCGGCCCCCCAAAGAAAUGCCACCCCACACCAUGACUGACCCACCGCCAAACCGGUCAUGCUGGAGGAUGUUGCAGGCAGCAGAACGUUCUCCACGGCGUCUCCAGACUCUGUCACGUCUGUCACAUGUGCUCAGUGUGAACCUGCUUUCAUCUGUGAAGAGCACAGGGCGCCAGUGGCGAAUUUGCCAAUCUUGGUGUUCUCUGGCAAAUGCCAAACGUCCUGCACGGUGUUGGGCUGUAAGCACAACCCCCACCUGUGGACGUCGGGCCCUCAUACCACCCUCAUGAAGUCUGUUUCUGACCGUUUGAGCAGACACAUGCACAUUUGUGGCCUGCUGGAGGUCAUUUUGCAGGGCUCUGGCAGUGCUCCUCCUGCUCCUCCUUGCACAAAGGCGGAGGUAGCAGUCCUGCUGCUGGGUUGUUGCCCUCCUACGGCCUCCUCCACGUCUCCUGAUGUACUGGCCUGUCUCCUGGUAGCGCCUCCAUGCUCUGGACACUACGCUGACAGACACAGCAAACCUUCUUGCCACAGCUCGCAUUGAUGUGCCAUCCUGGAUGAGCUGCACUACCUGAGCCACUUGUGUGGGUUGUAGACUCCGUCUCUUGCUACCACUAGAGUGAAAGCACCGCCAGCAUUCAAAAGUGACCAAAACAUCAGCCAGGAAGCAUAGGAACUGAUAAGUGGUCUGUGGUCACCACCUGCAAAACCAGUCCUUUAUUGGGGGUGUCUUGCUAAUUGCCUAUAAUUUCCACCUGUUGUCUAUUCCAUUUGCACAACAACAUGUGAAAUUUAUUGUCAAUCAGUGUUGCUUCCUAUGUGGACAGUUUGAUUUCACAGAAGUGUGAUUGACUUGGAGUUACAUUGUGUUGUUUAAGUGUUCCCUUUAUUUUUUUGAGCAGUGUAUAUUGAUUAAUAACAAAUAGUGGUUUGAUUCAUCCUGAAAGUUGUCAUAUUCAAGUUCAAUCCAUAACAUUUUGGAAGGUGAGAAAGUGUACAAUAGGGGUUGAAUAAUAAUCCUACAAAUCUACCCUAAUUCUCACUAAUCAUGGAACUGUAUGACAUCGGACCGGUUGUCAGGAACCUGCUAUGUGUGGUCUGAGUUCCAUAAUGAUUCAAAUAGGCUACAUGUCCCAAAUUAUUGGACAACAUUAGUCUAUAUGAUCCACUAAUGCUAGCGACCCUCAGGAACAAUUUACAAGGACGUGACAGAGGAAAGAAAUGUAAACAGAAUGUAAUGAUGCAAAAAUAAAUGUUUGUGGGUAUUACUGACGGGGGCUCCCGAUACUGACUAAUAUUUAACAUGAUACAAAUUGUAAAAUAAAAUGGAGAAAAGCCCAGGCAUAUUGCAAUUGCUAUUUGUAUUUACAAUCCCCUUCUCCAAACGGAUUGCUCAUUUACCUAGCUCUUAUCAAUUUAUAAAUGACUGUGCAUGGAGAAUGCUGUUAUUUCUAUUGAAAAAGUAGAUGCUUUUUCCACUUGGAACAGGCAGGUUCGCUCAACCUUAUUCAUGGUUUCCUCGUGCGUAAAGGUGGUGGAAUUAUGAGGGAAUUAAGUCCAGGUCAGAAUACAGUGUAUCUGUAGACACACCUCUACCAUACCUUCAUUUAUUCAAGCUCCACCUCAAACGAAUAGUGGGUGAAUAGCCUGCUAUUCUCAUGCUUACGUUCAAGGUCAGAAUACGCAUAGAGAGAAAAGCAGAUAAAAAGGGAAUUACUUUCCCUUUACUCGCGCUUAACUCGGGUCGGAAUCGGGCCCAUGGGACUGUUAUGGUGAGGGCUAUCACAGUGGGGACUAUUGACUUUGAUGUCAGGAACUUUGAAUCUGCAUGACAUCACUGUUCUCUUCUGCAGCGGCCACAUCCAAACAAUGUCCAUGAUGGGUGAGUAAAACACCACAGUCAAGCCACUGGGUUUCAAUUAUCUAUCUGACUAUCAAUGAGCCAUGACUGGCCUCAGCUUCCUGCACGUCCUGCUCAUCUUUUCUUCCUCUCUUUAAAUACCUAAAAUCAGUGAGGGAAAAAAAGUAUUUGAUCCCCUGCUGAUUUUAUAUGUUUGCCCACUGACAAAGAAAUGAUCAGUCUAUAAUUUUAAUGGUAGGUUUGUUUGAACAGUGAGAGACAGAAUAACAACAACAAAAAUCCAGAAAAACGCAUGUCAAAAAUGUUAUAGAUUGAUUUGCAUUUUAAUGAGGGAAAUAAGUAUUUGACCCCCUCUCAAUCAGAAAGAUUUCUGGCUCCCAGGUGUCUUUUAUACAGGUAACGAGCUGAGAUUAGGAGCACACUCUUAAAGGGAGUGCUCCUAAUCUCAGCUUGUUACCUGUGUAAAAGACACCUGUCCACAGAAGCAAUCAAUCAAUCAGAUUCCAAACUCUCCACUAUGGCCAAGACCAAAUAACUCUCCAAGGAUGUCAGGGACAAGAUAGUAGACCUACACAAGGCUGGAAUGGGCUACAAGACCAUCGCCAAGCAGCUUGGUGAGAAGGUGACAACAGUUGGGGCGAUUUUUCGCAAAUUGAAGAAACACAAAAUAAGUGUCAAUCUCCCUCGGCCUGGGGCUCCAUGCAAGAUCUCACCUCGUGGAGUUGCAAUGAUCAUGAGAACGGUGAGGAAUCAGCCCAGAACUACACGGGAGGAUCUUGUCAAUGAUCUCAAGGCAGCUGGGACCAUAGUCACCAAGAAAACAAUUGGUAACACACUACGCCGUGAAGGACUGAAAUUCUGCAGCGCCCGCAAGGUCCCCCUGCUCAAGAAAGCACAUAUACAGGCCCGUCUGAAGUUUGCCAAUGAACAUCUGAAUGAUUCAGAGGAGAACUGGGUGAAAGUGUUGUGGUCAGAUGAGACCAAAAUGGAGCUCUUUGGCAUCAACUCAACUCGCCAUGUUUGGAGGAGGAGGAAUGCUGCCUAUGACCCCAAGGACACCAUCAAACAUGGAGGUGGAAACAUUAUGCUUUGGGGGUGUUUUUCUGCUAAGGGGACAGGACAACUUCACAGCAUCAAAGGGACGAUGGACGGGGCCAUGUACCGUCAAAUCUUGGGUGAGAACCUCCUUCCCUCAGCCAGGGCAUUGAAAAUGGGUCGUGGAUGGGUAUUCCAGCAUGACAAUGACCCAAAACACACGGCCAAGGCAACAAAGGAGAGGCUCAAGAAGCAGCACAUUAAGGUCCUGGAGUGGCCUAGCCAGUCUCCAGACCUUAAUCCCAUAGAAAAUCUGUGGAGGGAGCUGAAGGUUUGAGUUGCCAAACGUCAGCCUCGAAACCUUAAUGACUUGGAGAAGAUCUGCAAAGAGGAGUGGGACAAAAUCCCUCCUGAGAUGUGUGCAAACCUGGUGGCCAACUACAAGAAACGUCUGACCUCUGUGAUUGCCAACAAGGGUUUUGCCACCAAGUACUAAGUCAUGUUUUGCAGAGGGGUCAAAUACUUAUUUCCCUCAUUAAAAUGCAAAACAAUUUAUAACAUUUUUGACAUUAGUUUUUCUGGAUUUUUUUGUUGUUAUUCUGUCUCACUGUUCAAAUAAACCUACCAUUAAAAUUAUAGACUGAUCAUUUCUUUGUCAGUGGGCAAACGUACAAAAUCAGCAGAGGAUCAAAUACUUUUUUUCCCUCACUGUACCUUUGGCCGAUUAUAUCUGUUGUUGUUUACAUUAUUGUGUGUGUGUUUUCUUCCUCCAGGAAGCAGAGAGCCUAGCAUCCACCACCAACACACACUCAGUGACACCACCAUAGAUGGCAUGCAGUGAGUCACACACAGAUAAUAAGACAAUGAUUUGAAUAGUAUUAACAAUAUUCUGUCCAAUAGUUAUCAUGUCUCCCUUCUGAUGUCUGUUCUGCAGGGCGAGACAUGAAGCACUUCAGAAGCUGGCCACUUUCUUCCACAAACCUGUUGUAGAGGAACCCAUCAGGAGGUACAUAUACCUGCACACACACACGCGCACACGCAGAUGACGGUAAAGGUGAUUGAAUGUUUCCUUUGAUGUUUACCUCUUGUUUCUCUGUUUUUUCUCUCCAUCUCUCUCUUUCUCUACUGUCUCCCUCUGAGAAGACCUGAAGAACCUGAACCUGAAGAACUAAUCAGUAAGUAAAGAUCUAUGUAUGGAUUCUGUGUCCUACACAUUCGGCCUAUAGUCUUUGGGCUGGUUAGCCAGACACAGAUUAUCCAUUUAGCAUACCUUUCUUUCAUAGCCCAGUAGGGUUUCAUUUGGGUCUGGGAAAUCAGCCAAUAAAGGUUGAAAGAAUGUUGUUGGAAUUUUUUGAGUUCAAUGAAAGGAAUCCACUUUUUACGUCUGAAUCUGACACUGAUGACACAGAGUGGAAAAAUACCUUUACGUUUAAAACAUCCUUUUUUACUUUCCAGGUCCCGUGGAUAUAGAAGAACCAGUGUACCCGUAAGUAGGAUAGAAAAAAAUGUCACAUUGUGUAAUCUGUUGUCAGACUGGUUUUCUGGGCUUGGAUUGUGAAUGUUAUUGAGCUGUGUCAUUGAGUGUGUGUGCGCGAGUGUGUGUCUGACAUGCAUGUGUGUUUCUAUGUAGAUGUAAAGAGGAAGCAGAUUUGGCCUUUCCAGGCAUGGUGAUUCUUCCUCCUCCUGACCUGUAUUCAGACGACAUAAUCAAUGACGCUUAGUAGACUACCAACUACUGUAAAACAGGUAGUUGAACAGGUAAAAAUGAUACUUUACAAUAAUCAGCCAUUAAGAACCAUUGAUCAGUCAGUCAAUACCAGUAGGCCAUUGAUCAUGCAUUGAUGAUGUCUGUGUCUGUUCUCUCUUCUAUGAGCAGUUGGAGAGCAGAGGAAGAAUGGCAAGAUGGUAUGUCGUCAAGUGCCAGUCAUCUCCAUGACAAUCACUCAGAUAACAGAGACAUGAAGGAUCGCCGUUUGGACAACCUGCAAUCGGAUGGACUAUUUCUCUGUUAUAAUAUUGUUUAGGCCGGGAUUCAAUCCGAGCGCUCUAGUCAACAAUGCAGAUUUUGAAGGCAACGUUAGCGUCUUUGCGGAGAUCGCAUUCAAGGUAAAUGCUGCAGAUGUCGACUCAUUUGGAAAUGAACUUUAAAAUGUCAAUAACGCUAUAGUGUUUCAGAUUGAAUCCCUUGUUUUGAUGUCCAUCCAGGGUUAUGGAGGUUGAGAUUAAGGGAAGGAUACAGACAGAGAGCAGUUCUGUUUAUACUUAAUGUUCAAUCGUUUUAUACAAAGACAACUAUGGGAUACCAUGCAUACAUUGAGGUUCCACAGUGUAAUAAAUCUUUACAGGUGUUCGUGUUUGGCUAUGACAAAUCAACAGUCUGUAUCCAGCUACUGUCUGUCUAAAAUGACACCC
This is a messenger RNA of Coregonus sp. 'balchen', 15293 nucleotides long. The record is from the annotation of a GenBank genome assembly. Lineage: Eukaryota; Metazoa; Chordata; Actinopteri; Salmoniformes; Salmonidae.